CUACAAACUUAUUGUACACUGGUAAAUUGACUUAGGCUCAAAUGAUCUCUUGGUUGGUUGUUUUCAAGAAUUAGUUUCAGUGUUAUUGCAAUAUUUAUAAUAAAUGCAAGACUUCCUUUUUAUGCAUUUCAUUUAUGGAUUAUUUUUAGUGGUGUAAGGACUUAAUUACAAUUUUAUGAAUUAUGAUGAAUUGUGAUUUUUACAACAGUACAAUGAAAUGGUACGAAUAGAAUAUACUACCUAAUUAUCUAUGAAAAUCAGAUAUGUAUAAUUGAAGAGUAUAACAUGGCUGCGGUAAAAAACAUUGCCAUAAUUGGACGUAUUGGAACAGGGAAAAGUGCUACGGGCAAUACACUAUGUGGACGCAAAAUAUUUAAAUCAAACUUUUCUGCAAAUUCAGUAACUGAGAACUUUUUAUCACAUGAAAUACAGUGCGAAGAACACAAUACCAUUCUUCGUAUUAUAGACACUCCUGGUAUAUCUGGAAGCACAGAACACGAUAACCAUUUCUUGAUCGAAUUAAAAAAGGUCCUAAAUGAAUACGAUUCCGGUAUUCAUGCAAUAUUAGUAGUUUUAUCACUUCGGGAAAGUUUUACAAAAGCAGUUCAAGAUUCUUUUGCAUAUUUCACGAGUAUUCUUGGUGAUAGUUGGGAACAAUUCGGCAUUUUGAUUUUUACAAAUCCCGAUUCGCUUGAGGACCCGCUGAAUGCAAAGCAAUAUAUAAAGAAAAGUAAAGCUUUCUCUAAAAUAAGGAAGCUUUUUGGCAAAAAAUAUUUUGUUGUUAAUAAUACAAAACACUGUCCAAAGCAACUUUCCCAGCUAUAUUCAUUAAUAGUGCAAACAAUUGACCAAAAUGGUUCAUCUGUGUACACGGAUGCACGUCUGACAUCAGCAGAAAUGUGUCGUAAUGAACAAGGCGACAUGAAUGCAGAGAUGUUGCUAAAACGACAAUUCGAAGAUAAAUGGAAAACUGAGAGUAUGCAUAUGGAAGAACAACAUGCGACAAAUGAACAGGAUUUGAAGAGAGAGGCUAAAAAACAUUCAUCCAAUACAUGCUCACCAGUGAAGGAACAAGAAACUGACAGUGAAGACACUAUAUCAUCGAAUGAAGAACAAGAUUGUCCCCCAAUUAUAAAAUGGCUAGUAUUGGAAAGUAAUGACUCGAUUUCAACGACUAAAGGUAUAACAGACACAGAUGAUGAUAAGAUUGCACAUAACAGUCCUAAAGUAUGUUCUAUGUGCGAAGUGCUAAGUCCGAACACAUUUUGCGAGGAAUGCAAAAUCAAUUUAUGCAUAAAAUGCAUAAGUUUGCAUGAUAAAAUUUUGAAGUCCCAUAAAAAGGGAAAUAUCAGUUUAAAGAGGAAAGAAAAAGGUAUUGAAAGUAAUGUCUGUAAAUUGCCGGCGGAAUGCAGUAUAAAAACUGAGUGUGAAGAGCCAAAAUAUAUCUGUUUUCAUUGUGACUUAGUGUUGUGCAAAAACUGCUUUGGUCCACACCAGGAAAAACACGAUGAACAUAGAGUUUUAGAUGCAAGUCAAAUUCGCAUAAUUCACCGCAACCACACAGAAACUCAGAACUCUAAUUAUCCAGUACUGAUGGUGGUGUUAAAUCUUAAAAAGAAAAUAUCGAAGUGUGAUCUGUAUUUCCAUCCUUAUGUCGUGUGCACGAAAAUAAAUGAAGAAAAAUUGGACAAAUAUCAGUUGAUAAAAUUUCAUAAUAUGGAGAACAUGCAAAAUGCACAAUCUUUGAAGGUAUCAGAGAAAUGUGACAUCUUACAGGCAAAAUUGUUGCAUGUCAUUGUUAAAAUGAAGCGUGAUGUCAAAGAGAUUCUCAAGAAAAGAUUAAUAUUCUUGCAAGACGAAGACAUUUUAUGGGUCUUGUUUGAGACGUCACUACUGAAAGAGAUCAUACUAACCACUCUAUCGAAAUAUAUGAAUUGUAUUAAAGGAUGACAUAAGGCAGCUUGAUCCAUCACUUGUGUUUGAAGAUGAAGUGAUCUAAACAGAAAAUAAAGAAGACGUCUAGGACUAUAAUUACAUGUGCAAUCCUUUCAUAUAAAUGUCCAAUUUACAUUUGCAUUGUUUUUUGACACUUUUAUUAAUCAAGUAAGAUAUGUAGAUAUCUUUCCUUGUUUCAAGCCCACUUUUAAAAUUAUUUACAAUUUGGUUUAGCUUUUUUGUUUGAUUUUUAAUAUUGUUAGAUGUUUUUAGUAUCAAGUAUUUCAGCAAGGACAUGAUAAUAUUUGCAUAUGGUAUUGACAAUAUUUUUUGAUAUGCGUAAAAUAUUUUUUUAACCUUCGUAAGAGCUCAACAUCUCAACAUUGAAUAAUCAUAUUUUGUAUUUCCCCUCCCAAUAACCGGGCAUAUACUGUACUCUACUCAACUUGUCCGUCCGUCUGUUCCUUUUUUUUUUUUUAUAGUUUUGUCAUAUAAAAAUAAGAAAAUGUCGCAUUGUUGCUAAUGAGACAACUGUCCACCAGGGAGCAGUUAACAACUAUAGGUCACCGUACGGACUUCAACAAUGAGAAAAACCCAUAACAGAUAAAAGACCCCAAAAUGACAAAUAUAAAACAAUUCAAACGAGAAAGCUGACAGCCUGGAUUAGUACGUAACAAUGAAAGAAAAACAAAUGCGGUAUACAGCAACAAACGACAACCAUUGAAUUACACCCUUUAUUUUUCGGGUAAUUAAUACGGAUAGCGUUUGACAUCUUUAGCCGAACAGAUUUAUCAUUUUUACAUAUUUAAUUCAUUGUAUGCUGGUUCAUAUUCUGGACGCCAGUCUUUGCUCCUUUCUAAUAUAAUUCACAAACAAAAAACAAAUAUGAAGCUUAGAAAUGGAAAAAUAUUAAAUACUAAACUCGUUCAAAGGGUAUCUACACGUCUCAAUCUUCAAAAUCGCUUAUCUAAAAAUACUACCAUCGCUAACAUUUUUAACUAUAAAAAUCGUGGUUACCCUUCUAUCGAUAAGUGUCAUGCCAAAAAAUCACUUACAUGUCCCCGUCUUUCCACCAACAAUACGGUAAGGUCCACGUUUAAUGGUCGCACAUUUUCUUUAAAUUUUGAAACUGAUAUAACUUGAAAAACAAACAGUAUUAUUUAUUUACUCACAUGAAACAAACCGGGAUGCGGUAUUCAGUACGUAGGUGAAACUGGACGAUAUUUAUCUAAACGCACUCAAGAACAUCUGUAUCGUUUUAAAAGACCCAAUAAAUUCAAAAGUAUCAUUUAUCAACACCUUAAGAAGCACAAUCAUCCUAUUAAAUAUUUAGCAGUUCAACCUUUAGAAGUAGUAAAUAAGCAGCCUGGUGAAUCUCAUUCAAAGUUUGUACGAUCACGGAAAAUAAUUGAAUUAAAUUGGAUUAAAAAAUUACAGACAGUCUACCCUCUCGGUCUUAAUGAUAAUAUCAUGGGAAUUGGUAAUAUAUCAAGAACAGAUUCUGUUAACAUUUUGGAUAUAGUUUCUAAAACUGUUCGUAAAAACCGUUCUCAUGGUCGUAGAAAAAAUCGCAAUCAAAGAAAAUUUCGGACCAAUCAUACCAAUAUUUCGGACCUAAUUUCUAUUUCAAAAAACAACGGCAGACAUUAUCUGUUAACAAAGCUCUGUUCAUUACCGGUUAAUAAGUUAAAUAAAAUUUUAGAGGAUUGCAACACAGUUUCAUAUAGCAGUCCUAAGUAUGAAAUCGUUCAAAUUAUAAUGGCAUAUUGUUAUUCUAAACUGUUUCCCAAAAUUGAUCGCCCUGAAGAUCAUAAAAAAACAGUUUAUUAAAAUAAAGUAUGUUAAUAAAGGUUUUGAUUUUGUAAAUAUUGCCGGUAUUUUUAACGACCAUUCUGUUAAAGAGUUAAAUUCCGGGAUAUUUUGAUAAUACUGAGCUCCCUCUUAUUUGUUAUAUUUACAAGAAAUCUACCCGGAAAUUUGUGUUUAGUUAUAGCCAAUUGUGUAAAGAUGUUAAUAUCAGUGAAAAUACACCUACUUCAUGUAAUUGCAGUAAUUCCGAAUACAUUUAUGGACCCAUUUCCCAUGUUAUAACAGGAGAUCUUAACAUCGUUCAAGACCGAGAGUUAAGAUCAUUCCUCAGUAAAGGACCUAAAUAUCGUCCCCCGUCAAUUAUUAAUUGGAAUGAGUGUCGUAAUAUCAUCCACGACUCACUCCAUACUUACUGUUUGAAAUGGAUAAAACGGGAAAAAGCUGACAAAAAAUCUUUGGACUCUUUUUUUAAUUCAGUAAUGAACAUAGUUGCUAUACGUAUUCAACAUUUUAAAGAACAUUUCACUCUAAACAAUAACCACAAUAAACCUAUUUCUCGUAUCAAACAUAAACUAAAAGAACUAGCCAAGGAAUUUGUUUUUGUCCCGGCCGAUAAAGCUGCUAAUAAUAUUAUUAUUGUUUGACGUAAAUUUUACACUGAGGUUCUGAAAAAAGAAAUCACCAAUUCACCAACAUUCCAACUGACUCCAUUUUCAGAAAACGACAUCUGUAACAAACAUAAACUUUUAGCUACCGCUUUACAAGCAGAACCAAAUACAAUGAAAGUCCCAACUAUGUAUUGGCUUCCGAAGCUACACAAAACACCUUACAAAUAUAGAUUUAUUUCGUCUUCAAGCCAUUGUUCAACUACUAAAUUGUCUAUUCUUCUUACCAGUACACUUGGUACAAUCAAAAACCUGAUAAUAAAUUGUUCAAAUAAGGCCUUCGAAAAUAGUGGAAUUAAUUACUUUUGGAGUGUCAAGAACUCGUUGGAAGUACUUGAUAAAUUACAUGCAUAUAUUGGUGAUUUUGAAUCUGUUCAAAGUUUUGAUUUUUCUACCCUAUAUACCACUUGGCUCACAUUCUCAUUAAGAAAAAAUUCACACACCUAAUUAAAUGGGCAUUUAAAAAGUCAGAAUGUGAAUAUAUAUGUUCAAACUCUUUUAUGUCAUUUUUAGUAGCAAUAAACAAAAAAACUAUGUCAAUUGGA
Mytilus californianus (California mussel) is the source of this 4954-nucleotide messenger RNA. RefSeq lists its product as uncharacterized. Gene Ontology annotation, molecular function: zinc ion binding; GTP binding. The transcript is spliced from 10 exons. The record is from RefSeq and is a predicted model, not a curated record. Bases 286 to 1950 code for a protein of 554 amino acids. NCBI's taxonomy places the organism in Eukaryota, Metazoa, Mollusca, Bivalvia, Mytilida, Mytilidae.